Humulus lupulus (European hop) is the source of this 1705-nucleotide messenger RNA. Its product is annotated as alkane hydroxylase MAH1-like. The transcript has 2 exons. Bases 58 to 1578 code for a protein of 506 amino acids. NCBI's taxonomy places the organism in Eukaryota, Viridiplantae, Streptophyta, Magnoliopsida, Rosales, Cannabaceae. The record is from RefSeq and is a predicted model, not a curated record. Gene Ontology annotation, molecular function: monooxygenase activity; heme binding; oxidoreductase activity, acting on paired donors, with incorporation or reduction of molecular oxygen.
AUGCCCUUAUAUAAAUAUAGAAAGAGCUAGAGCUAGUUUUCAAUAUAUAAUACAAGUAUGGUGAUAGUUGGUGUGGUUCUAUUUGGCCUAGUACUUGUGGUUCACCAUUGGUGGCGAAAUAGAAAUGCAAUAGUUACGAAUUGGCCGAUGUUAGGCAUGUUGCCAACACUGCUGUAUAACAUCCCACGUCUCCAUGACUUCAUAACUGAGAUUAUGAAGAAAAGUGGAGGCACAUUUGAGUUAAAAUGCCCUUUGUUUAGUAGCAUGAAUUUCAUCAUCACAUGCCACCCUUCGAAUCUUCAACACAUCGCCACCACAAAAUUCUCCAACUAUCCCAAAGGAGAAGAGUUUAGGGAGGUGUUUGAUGUUCUAGGGGAUGGGAUUCUCAAUGUUGAUUCUCAUUUAUGGAAACUUCAAAGAAAAAUGUUUCAGCUUUGGACUCAAAGACAUGCUAAGUUUGAUUCAUUCGUUGCAAUGACUCUCUACCGAAAGGUGGUCGAUGACUUAGUCCCAUUUCUUAAUCACGCCACUGAAACCAAAAUCCAGGUUGAUCUACAAGAAACGUUACAGAAAAUGAUCACAUUCGAUAAUGCAAUUUCAUUCAUUUUUGGGCUAGAUCUUUCAUCCUAUUCGUUUAAAUCCUCUAAAAGUGAAUAUCAAAAGGCAUUUAAUGAGAUACAAGAGGCAGUGUUUCUCCGACAUGUUGUACCAAAAAGCUAUUGGAAAUUGCUAAGAUGGUUAGAUAUUGGAACUGAGCGAAAGCUAAGAAUAGCACGAGAAACCUUCGAUGAAUUCAUAUACCAGUGCAUCUCAUUAAAACGAGAUCAAAUGAGCCACAACCAAAGUCAAAAUAAUAGCAAUGCUCAUCAUGAUGGGGAAGCUAACUUGGGUUUGUUAACAAUUUAUAUGGAAGAAAAAGAAAAGCCAUAUUCAGACAAGUUUCUUAGAGACGUUGCAUAUAGUUUCUUGGCAGCGGCUAGAGACACCUUGACUGCUGGAUUAUGUUGGUUCUUUUGGCUUGUGGCAACUCACCCUGAUAUAGAGACCAAAAUUCUUGAAGAAAUGAAAGAAAAGUUGGUAGGAAAUUAUGAUAAUUUAGAUCAUAACAAAAGAGAGGAGUUGAUGAGUAGAUUAGUAUAUCUACAAGCAACAAUAUAUGAAACAUUUCGACUCUAUCCACCGGUGCCUUUCAACAAUAAAACCCCAACUAAAGCAGACGUUUUUCCAAGUGGUCAUCAUGUAAAGCCAAAGCAAAUGGUGUUGACAUCUGUUUAUUCAACGGGGAGAAUGGAAGAAGUUUGGGGAAAAGAUUGUUUGGAUUUUAAGCCAGAGAGAUGGAUUUCAGAGCAAGGAGAAUUUGUGUAUGUACCACCUCACAAGUUUGCAGCUUUUCAUAUUGGAGCAAGGACUUGUUUGGGUAAAGACAUGGCUUUGAUUCAAAUGAAAAUCAUGGCACUCACCAUUCUUAAAAAUUAUCAUUUUCAUAUUGUAGAAGGACAUUUAGUAUGCCCUACUUUGACGAUCACCAUGUACAUGAAUUAUGGACUCAAACUUAGGGUUUCCAAAAGAUCUUUUUGAAUAAAUUAAUUAAUCAUCUAUUAAUAGAGUUAUUGUAUUGUUUUGUUUGGGUUUUAAUAAGAUAUUUUGCGUACUAUAUAGUACGUGUAAAAUAAAAAGGCAAUCCAUAUAUAUUUUUGAAUAUGUA